Molecule: messenger RNA, 1280 nt
Organism: Pneumocystis carinii B80
Lineage: Eukaryota; Fungi; Ascomycota; Pneumocystomycetes; Pneumocystales; Pneumocystaceae
Exons: 5
Coding region: 45-1235 (396 amino acids)
Source: RefSeq, a predicted model, not a curated record
AUUUCUUUAUAUUUUUUAUAAGAAUCUUUAAGUAACUUUAAGAAAUGAGGAAUUCUUUACAACAAAUCUACAAUAAUUUAUAUAAAACAAAUAGAAACUUAAUAUAUACAAGAUAUUUUACAUUUCUAUCAGGAGACUACUUAAAAGAACAUCUUAGAAAAUCUAUACAAAACAAAAAAUCUAAUUUUUAUAUACAAAUUGCAAAUAUAACAUCUAAAUCUAAUGAAUCUUUAUCAAAUGAGCCAAAAAUCAUAUCAUUACAGCAAGGCUCUGAUAUAUUUGAAAUAAAAGACGAGAAUAAUGAGAAAAAAUAUCCACGUCUAACAUAUUUUUCACCAAAGCUUGGUGUUAAUAAGGCAUAUGAUGAAGCUUUAAAGGUGAUUGAAGCAGAUCGUUUAGAAAAACAGGAAAAAAUCAAGAAAAUCAAGUUAAGAAUAGAAAGAAUUCUAAAAAACAAAGAGUCUAUUACAAAAGAUACAGAAGCACUGAUUACAAAUUUAAAAAAAUAUUUGAAUAAGCUUGAAAUACUAGCAGACAUUAAUAAUCCAGAAAUAAGAUGGAGAUUUAAACAUAAUGAUGUGGAUAUGACUAUUCCUGUUUAUCGCUAUUUAGCAAAGCAAAAAUGGAUGGAAAGGCCGUAUCGUCUUUUAAUGCAACGUGUAGAACAGAUGUAUGUUAUACCAGAUGCGUAUGAGCGAUUUAAGCCUACAGUAGAGGUUGUUCUUCGAUUUGGAAAGGAAGAGCUUGAACCAGGAAAAUUUGUUUCUAAUAAUAUAUCAGCAUCAGCUCCUGUUAUAGAGAUUAACUCUUUUUCAGGAGAAAAAAAACUUUACACAAUAAUUUUAUUUGAUUUAGAUUCUCCAGAUUUAGAAAAUGAUUCUUUUAAAAUAUAUCUUCACUGGCUUAUUUCUAAUAUUCCAAUUUUGCCUACAAAUGCAUUGGUACAGCCUUCCAAAGGAACUAUCUUAGCUUCUUAUAUUCCGCCACAUCCACAAAAAGGUAGUCCAUAUCAUCGUUAUACAUUGCUUGUAUUUGAACAAGUUAAAGAAAUUUCAAAUAUUUCAAAUGAUUGUAAUAUUACAAGAAAUCAUUUUAACGUUAAUCAAUUCGCAUCUUUAAAUAACUUAAAAAUUGUUGGGAUUCAUUUUUGGCGUGGUGUUUGGGAUGAGCAUGUAGACAAAGUUAUGUCAGACGCACAAUUACCACAAUAUAAAACAAUUCUUAAAAGGGCAUAAUUUUUUUCAAAAAUAUAUUGUUAAAUAACCGCCAUCUAUCUAUUU